Molecule: messenger RNA, 4804 nt
Organism: Durusdinium trenchii
Lineage: Eukaryota; Dinophyceae; Suessiales; Symbiodiniaceae
Source: the annotation of a GenBank genome assembly
AUGUCGCGUGAGGUGCCAGAGUUCAGCAACCAUGAGGAGAAGUUGGUCAGCUCUGACUCUCAUAAGGCGCAGGUGGCCUGGGGGAGCUGGACGAUAUUGCUCUACCAGUCCAUUUUGCUGAAAGUUUGGCCCUGGAAGGCUUCAGUCCUCAACUUUGCGGAUACCGCUUGCAGCGUUUGCUUGCUCCUUUUGAUCAACCACUCGGUGCUUUUUGUGACUUCACCUGAGACAAAGAGGGUUUCUGAGGAGUUUUCUGAGGAGUUCUCAGCAGUGAUGCUUGCCCGCAUUGUGAAUGCGCGCGUGAUCACCGCGCUGCUCGCGGCCUUGCUGGCGUCCAUGGGUCUUUGGUGCCUCUUGGCGCUCCUGCUGUCGCACCUGAACGCCCGCGGUGCCCGGACAGGCACCGCGCACGGAGCGAACCCGUGCAGCUGGGAGCGCUUGGGGCGUGGAGGUCAGUGUUUACUCAACUUUGGCACCGGACCCGAGACCGCCAUGGUUUCCCAAGCCUUGCGCCUUGGUUCCACAGCAGGCCUAAGCACUGAGCUCGCUGAGGAGGGAUCCAAAGAACUCUUGGAGAUUGAAGCUUUGCAACUUGAAGAGAGCCUCAUGGAGUUGAACACUUGUCAGCCAGCCAUAGAUGAAAGGGAGCACGGAGCCGUCGGGGAGCAUGAAGCAGCGGUGCUGCAGGAGCAGAGGCAAAUCCCAGCAGACCUUCAGGCACAGAUUUGGUAUACCAUCAAGCAGUUGGCUCUCAAGGCACCAGGUUUGGACGGCAUUGGCUUUGACUUUCUCAAAGCUUUGCCUUUCAGUGCAAUGGCAGAUUUGAAAGAGCUCUUUCAUCAGAUCGAGAUGACCCGCCCGUGGCCAGCGCUCGCCGCGCUCCUUGUGACGGGCUCCUUGUCCACGCCAUGCUUUCCUGACGCCGUGCCCGAAGGGGAGCGCAGAGAGUUGGUGAAGCAGGGUGAACACUACCCUGUGGGGCUCUUCAUGAUUGACUACACCGCGCAACAUGCCACGGCAGAACUGGUGUUUAUUUUGCUUCAGGUCCGGUACCGCUUGGCCACCGUUCGAGCAGGUGACGUGCCCGUUCGGUGCGUGAAAGUGGAUUCAGUGGAUGCAGUUGUGCUACUUCACCUUGCUGCUUUCAGUCGACCCCACCCAUGUCAUACCUUCCAUCCCAUCCCAUCAUCUCUCACGGUUGCAUAUGGUUGCAUCCUUCCAUUCCGACCAUCGUCCUGUUCAGUGUCACAGAAGUCAGAAGUCCAUCUCAUUCUCUAUGAAUAUGACAAUCGUGCUCAGCAAAAGAAGUCUGAAACUCAUUGCCGCCUACCAACACCUAUGCUCUUGUUACAUUUUGUUACACAUCAGGAGAAGAUGGGGGCAUAUCAUACCUCAUUGCGCCCACCCACACCUUCAGCACAUCAGGAGAAGAUGGGCUACAAGGUCCAAAAGAUGCUCGAUGGCUUCUUUGGCUCCGACACCUUCUUCGCCCUGGCCGGCUGCCGAUCCCCCACAAAUCUCUCCGAUCGUGGCUGCGGCGUCGACGGCGAGAUGACCACUCGAGCGCAUGUGGCCGUGGAGGGAUGGACGGAAGGAUAUCUUCCAGUUUGGGAGCAACUUCAGCAAGACUACCCGUCCUCCGCCCCAAGGAACUUGGGAAAUAUGGGCUACCAGGGCGAAAGUUCUUCAUUUGUCGCCCGGAGCGUCCAGGAGAGGGCCUUCAAUGCUGAGGGCAUCUCUUUGGAUUUCUACCGAGAUUAUAAUGUGUCCUGGACAGAUUCGGCCAAGUAUUUCUCGAGACUUCAGGAGCUCAACCGAUCCAAAUUGCUUCCUUGCGAACAGACCUCCUUGAUGAAUGUUGAGUUGAUGAAGGUCUAUCGGGACCUCACCGGUGAUCACGAAGGUGUCACACCUCUAGGCAACGGGCAGGUGAUCGGCCGAUGCUUUGAUGGCUACUUCUGGUACGCGCCCGUGUGCCGCACACAGGGCUCUUCCAAGUGUAUCCCUUUCAUCACCGGGGGCGCUGGCUGGGCCUUUCAGGAAACCUUUCAGAAGGCGACCUUCCUUGGAAUGCCAUUGGCCUGGGCGGUUGGAAGCAACUGGGAAAGCUACAGCACACUGCCGAUGGAGUUGACCACAAUUUUCUAUUGGUGGAAGCCAGACCCAACAUUUCUCAGGCUGGAUGCAAAGGCCUUGAUUUUCCCACCAUAUGAUCGUUUGCAGUGGGAGAAAGGCAUUGCAAGAUCUGCUGCCACCGAAAUCUCCAUUGACAAAUACAUCAGCCAGGACUUAAGCACCCUGGCUCCGGACAUUGAAGAAUUUAUGAAGGGCUUUAUGGUGGACAUCAAGGAUGUGGACGAGAUCAUGUUAGAGAAGCUUGAGUCUGGAAAGCCAUAUUCCGAUGUUGCAUGUCGCUGGCUGCAUACCAACACUGAAAGGUGGCGGAAGUGGCUGCCGGACAAGACCAAAUGCUUUGCACGAUAUGGGCUCUACAAUGAGAAAGUUGCGAAGUUUGUGGAGAGCCGCACAAAUCCGCAAGACCUCACUUGUCAGAUUUGCCCUCCGGGUUCCUUCUCGGAACAGAUGAAGGAUGCGAACGGCACGACCUUUAUUUGCCGAGAAUGCACUGCAGGGACCUUCCAGGUCUCUGGGGCAUCCACUGAGUGCGAUCCAUGUCCUAAAGGGGAGUACCAGGACGAGACUGGCAGCAACUCUUGCAAAAGGUGUGGCUUCGGCAAGUAUCAAGACGCUCGUGGAGCAAGAAAUUGCACCCAAUGCCCCGCAGGCACCACAACCGUUGGGUUUGGUUCCUUAUCUCUGGACGAUUGUGCAUGCCUUGCCACCACCAUCAACAUCGUGUCGCAGAACUCCUCGAGGAACCAGAGUCCCUUCGAGUGUGUAGCUUGCAGCGAGGGUUUGCAGUGUCCAUUCUCCUCGAGCCUUCAGAGCCUGCAGACGGGAGAGGCGACUUUAGGACCUCAAUAUGUUCCCCACGUCUUGGGAGGUUACUUCUCGGAUCCUGAAGAGCCCUUGAUGAUCUACAAAUGUAGGCCAGGCAAGCAUUGUCCUGGUGGAAAGCCAGGGGAAUGUUCCGGAGGCCGUGUGAACAAGCCCUGCGCCUCGUGUCCUCAAGGGCAGACGUGGAAUGGCAAGCAGUGCAAGGCUUGCACUGCCUGGGCCACUGUUCUUUGGGUGACCGGUUUGCUGAUCUCACUAGCUGUCCUCCUGAAAGCCUACGACUUUGUCGAUUCCAAAGCCCGCGCUGAACCCUCCCCCUUCCAAGUGGGGAAGAUCGCCUCGAGCAUUGCCAUCAAUGUCGUCCAGAACAUCGCGGUUUUCGGGCUGAUGUCCGUGGACUGGACCAACACAGUGGCCAGCACCAGCAGGAGCCUGCGCUUCAUUCUGCUGGAUUUGGAUCAACUGAGCCUGAGUUGCUUGAUUGGCCACGGGAAUCUCUUCCGCUUCGUGGUUAGUGGCCUUUUGCUCCCUGGAGCCACCCUGGUGCUGAUCCUCCGCUGGGCGGCCAUGCGCUUCAAGUAUCCCAAAUGGUGGCCUCAAUGCUUGAGAGCAAAAGUCUGGAAGUUCUUCAAGACGGUGAAUACCAUCGGGACUUUGUUGCAGGUGGGCUUCGCAAUGCUCAGCGCCCUUUCGCUUCAACCCUUGAUGUGCUAUCGCCAUCCCAAUGGAUCCCUGAGCCUUUUGAAGUAUCCCAGCACCUUUUGCGGGGACAGUGAGCAGAUCAUCAUGGUGGUCUUCGGGAUGGCCUUGAUGGCCAUCUUCGUUUGCGGUUUCUUUGUCACCUGCAGCUGGGCCAUCUGGAAGCUUCCAGCCUGGAGUGGACAAAGCCGACACGAGAUGGUGCAAGCCUUUACGUUCUUGAGCAGCAAGUUCCGCCUGGACGUUUGGUACUUUGGUUUGCUUUUGCUCAUGCGCGACAUGGGCCUCAGCGUCAUCGUGGUGGCAGCGACGGACCGGCCCGAACUGCAGGUGGCUUUGGGAAGUAUCACGAUUUUGCUCUACCAGUCUAUCCUUCUGAGGGUUUGGCCCUGGAAGGCCUCAGUCCUCAACGUGGCUGAUACCGCUUGCAGCAUUUGCUUGCUGCUUUUGAUCAGUCAAUCUCUCCAUGUCUCAGCGUCGGAUGAAGACUUUGCCGAAACCUUUUCGGCGGUGAUCAUGGUGAUUUUGGCUACCUUCUUGGGUCUCUUGGGGAUCUUGUGCACCUCAGCUUUGGUCCUCUCCCGCUCCUCCUGCCCCUCCACAGGACUGAAGUUGCUGCAUUUGGGCGACCGAAUUCAGGCUGCCAGGAUUUCCACCGCCCUGAAAGAUUGUGCAAAGGGGCUCUUGGAGAUUGAAGUUUCUCAUUUGGACAAGACUCUCGAAGACAUGAACACCUAUGAUUUAGAAGCUCUUGCUGCCACUAUCACUUUGGUGUCCAUGGAAGUUUUGGCGGACACGCAGUACAACUUCAACGACCGAGUGGCCCUGCAGGCAGUCAGCCGCCGCACGCGCCUGACGCGCGUGAGCCAAGUCACUGCGGCGAAACGGUCGAUGCGAUUGUCGGUCAAAGACCAGCCCAUGGACCCACAUCAGGAGGCUGAAGAGCACCGAGAGGAGCACCUGGAGGAAGACGCUGGUCAGCGGACGGAGGCUGCGAGCAAGACUCGUGUGAGGCUUUAGGGUCCGCUAAUGGUUUCGCUCCUUAUGGAGCGUUCAGCGUUCCGAAGUUCCAGGUAUUUUGGAAGUGCCAUCAAGUGCUAUCAAGUGCCCAACAUUUUAGUCCGUUUUUUUCAUGUUUGGUUUUGUU